Miscanthus lutarioriparius is the source of this 543-nucleotide messenger RNA. The record is from the annotation of a GenBank genome assembly. NCBI's taxonomy places the organism in Eukaryota, Viridiplantae, Streptophyta, Magnoliopsida, Poales, Poaceae.
AUGGACACAUUAGCGCAGGUCCUCACGCUUGGCACGGCCUUUAUUAUCUUCCUCGCCAUUUUCCGGCGAAGCAUUUGGCACGGCCGUGCUCCGGCGAGGCCGACAUUGGUCGAGAUCAGUGACUCUGCCGUCGCCCGCACAGCGCUGAUCGACCAUGCCGACGCCUUCUCGAACCACCUGCUCACGCUGUUCCCAGUGGCCUUGGUCACCGGGCAACGCCGCCGCCGGAGCGACAGCAUCAGCUCCACGCAGUACGGCCCGCUCUGGCGUGUGCUCCACUGCAACUUCACCUCCGAGGCUCUGCACCCGUCACGCUUCGACCAACUGAGCCCGCUGCGGCGGGAGUCCGUGGCGGACCUCGUCCCAUGGCUGUCCGCGAGGGUCGCCGUCGGCGACGGCGGCGGCGAUGUGGUCGUUAUCAGAGACAGCGUGCACGCGGCCGUGUUCGCGAUGGUUGGCGCUUGUGCUUGGCGACCUCGUGGCGACGCGGUCCACCCCGCUAGCCAUGCGGCGCGUGAUGCAGCAGAUUCGUGCGUGCCAUAG